Suncus etruscus (white-toothed pygmy shrew) is the source of this 1110-nucleotide messenger RNA. RefSeq names its product loricrin cornified envelope precursor protein (gene LORICRIN). The coding region runs from base 1 to 1110 and encodes 369 amino acids. The record is from RefSeq and is a predicted model, not a curated record. NCBI's taxonomy places the organism in Eukaryota, Metazoa, Chordata, Mammalia, Eulipotyphla, Soricidae. The transcript has a single exon.
AUGUCUCAGAAGAAGCAGCCGACCCCUCAGCCCCCCGUGAGCUGCGGGAAGUCGUCUGGCGGCGGCGGCGGUGGCGGCGGCGGCGGCUGCUUCUCUAGCGGCGGCGGCGGCGGCGGCGGCUGUGGCGGCGGCGGCUACUCCGGAGGCGGCGGCGGCAGCUGCGGCGGCGGCGGCUCCUCGGGCGGCGGCGGCGGCUGUGGCGGCGGCGGCGGCGGCGUCAAGUACUCUGGAGGCGGCGGCGGCGGCAGCUGCGGCGGCGGCUACUCCGGAGGCGGCGGCAGCAGCUGCGGCGGCGGCGGCUCCUCAGGCGGCGGCGGCGGCUACUCCUGCGGCGGCGGGUCCUCGGGCGGAGGCGGCAGCUGCGGAGGCGGCUCCUCAGGCGGGGGCGUCAAGUACUCCGGCGGCGGCGGCGGCUCUGGCUGCGGCGGCGGCGGCGGCUACUCCGGCGGCGGUGGAGGCAGCAGCUGCGGCGGCGGCGGCGGCGGAAGUUCCGGCUCCUCCUGCGGCGGCGGCGGCGGCUCCUCAGGCGGAGGCAGCAGCUGCGGCGGCUCCGGCGGCGGAAGCGGAAGUGGCUGCUCUUCCGGCGGAAGUUCCGGCCAGCAGGUCACGUGCCAGAGCUACGGCGGCAGCUCCUCAGGCGGAGGCGGCGGCGGCUGCGGCGGCGGCUCCUCGGGAGGAGGCGGCGGCUACUCCUGCGGCGGAGGCUCCUCGGGAGGCGGCGGCGGCUCCUGCGGCGGCGGCUCCUCAGGGGGCGGCUCCUCUGGAGGCUGCGGGGGAGGUUCCUCUCAGCAGACCACCCAGUCCGCCUGCGCGCCCAGCUUCGGAGGCGGCUCCUCAGGAGGCGGCUGUGGAGGCGGCUCCUCAGGAGGCGGCGGCGGCGGCUGCGGCGGCGGCGGCUCCUCCGGAGGCUGCGGCGGCGGCUCCUCUGGAGGCUGCGGCGGCGGCGGCUCCUCUGGGGGCUGCGGCGGCGGCUCCUCAGGAGGCGGCGGCGGCUCCUCUGGCGGCUGCGGCGGCGGCUCCUCCGGCGGCGGCUCCUCCGGGGGCGGCAAGGGCGUCCCCGUGUGCCACCAGACCCAGCAGAAGCAGGCGCCGUCCUGGCCUUGCAAAUAA